AUGUCAGCUAUUGGAUCUCUUGUCUUCUGCACCGACUGCGGCAACCUGCUUGAUGGCUCUGUAGGGCAGCAACAGAAUGUAGUAUUGACGUGCGGUGUCUGUGGUGCGCACAACAAAGACACAUCUUCAAAGACUGUCGUGACAGUUUCCAAACCUACCGCUUUUCCCUCGACUCUGCGCGCGAAGAGAUCAGAGGUACAGACCAUUUCCGAGGAAGACGUGCAGACGACCAGUGUAAUCAACCACCCAUGCGAAAAAUGCGGAAAGGAACAGGUGCGAUACUACACACAACAACUGCGAAGUGCAGAUGAAGGAACCACUGUGUUUUACGAGUGCGAUUGCGGUCACAAAUGGAACACAAACAAUUGA
This is a messenger RNA of Exserohilum turcica Et28A, 369 nucleotides long. RefSeq lists its product as uncharacterized. The record is from RefSeq and is a predicted model, not a curated record. Gene Ontology annotation, cellular component: RNA polymerase I complex. The transcript is spliced from 3 exons. The coding region runs from base 1 to 369 and encodes 122 amino acids. Gene Ontology annotation, molecular function: zinc ion binding; nucleic acid binding; DNA-directed RNA polymerase activity. Lineage: Eukaryota; Fungi; Ascomycota; Dothideomycetes; Pleosporales; Pleosporaceae. Gene Ontology annotation, biological process: DNA-templated transcription; termination of RNA polymerase I transcription.